CCUCGCUUGGGAAACUCCAUGGCGAAUGCGUGGUCCGUGGUGGGUGGAUUCGAUUUGAUGUGGCGAUUUGGGGAUUUGUGGAAGGUGGAGAGCCGGAGAUGGAGAGAUUGGGGACGGGGCGGAAUGAAGUGUUCCAAACUCGAACCGUUCAGUACUUCAGUAUCCGACCGAUGAGCUGAAGAAUGCAGUCAAGGAUAAUUUCCAAAAGAACAGCCAAUUUCUGGUGUCCAUGUCCAGUACUGAGCAGGCAUCUUUGAGCCAGUCGGCACAACACUUGGCGAACAGCUACCUGAUGACGCCCAAGUCUACUCAUGAGAAGAAAGUUGUGCCCAGGUCGUUGCCAUCUUGUGCAUCAGUGCAGCCAAGAAGUCUAAAAUGCCAAGCUUGGUAGCCAAGUUCUUGGGACUUGACGGAUUGCCCUCGCCGAAAGGCAAAUAUACAGUGAAAGACGACAAGAUCAAGACAGCGAGUUCACCAAGAGCUAUGUUCGAUAUCGAGAGGCCCAAGCCGAAGAGGCUACUGCAACAAUUAUUUAGACAGAAGUCUGGUUCUGGUACUGAGAUGCCUCGGCCAGAGAGGUCCCACGAGAGCAAUUUCGUGUCCAAAGGAAUUUUGCCGGUUCACAGAACAUCAUCGUCUUCAUGUACUACCAGAGCGAUUCAAGAGGCUGAUGUCGAGCCUAAACCUGUAGCUUCGAUUCUCUACACACUUGUAGAAGCUGGUCCUACACCAUCAGCGGCUUGGGGGCAAGCCGCAUUUUAAGGAGUGGGGAAUGUUAGCUCCGCUACACAGGAAGCACAGAGGAUGCGUCGGCGUCAAGCAAGGAGUUGUUGUCAGCAAAGGAAACUGACGACACGAGCAACCUAAAGACAGAUAAGUUUUUGCAUCAGAAGCAGGCCAUGUCGCAGCAGAUAAGUUGCCAAACGGUGCUGUUGAGGUGCACUCUCUACCUAAAGAUGCUUCCGCAUUUGAUAUGUUACCUUCAGCUGAGGGAAUAGAUGUUGAAGCCCCUUCCAUGAGUGCUAAUGCACAAGGUUCAUCAACGCCAGAUGCCAAUGAAGAUGACAUUGAAAAAUAUGCAGAUUUGGAAGAGGACAAUACAGAAAGCUUGAUAUCUCCUGGACAAGUUUUUGCUUCUGGUAAAGAUAUACAAUCAGAAUAUACUGCAGUUGUCAGUCAUGUGGAUGAAGGCUCGAUAGAGAAAACAGAUGACUUUCAGCUCAAUGGCCUUCCAUUUGAGCACAACCAAAGUAAGUCAAAAUCAGCCUUGCUUUGUCUUACCUGUAUUUCCCCAUGUUGUCCGGCUUAUAUGAUUCCGAUGACCCUACUUACUAAUAAGUAAAUUAAGUUGUAAGUUCUUUAUUUUAUUUAUUAUGUGGAAUUGUGGAUCUUUUUCCCCUUUUGUUUCCUAAUGUGUAGGUAUCACACAUCCCCCUUGUCUUUGGAUAUCACACAUGUGUGUCCCUAUGUUGCCAUCCUUAUACUACUUUACCUGUUACCUAUUAUGCCCCUUCUAAAAUAAAAUGGGACGAUGGCCAUCUAUUGUGUUACAUUGUGAAUUGGAUGUUCCUGAAGGUGUUCAUCAAGUUUCUCAUUUUGUAUUACUGUUUACCUAUUUGAUGGCAGAUCUGAAUGGAGAUGUGUCUACAGCGACAACACUAUUUGAUCAUUUCACUCUGCAUGGGGGACGCCUUCUAGGCAAGUACUAUGAGAAUGUCAUGGGGAUGCUGCGACAGUUCCUGAUGAUGAUUCAAUUGACCAAUCAGAUGGCAGGAUCCAUGACGAUGAAGGCAAGGUGACAUUAGGUACUGAUGUUAAUGAAUAUGUUACUUCUGCGGCAAACAACAACGAGGAGAAUCUUGAUAUUACAUCAGUACAACAAUCUGAAGUCACUAGAGCUGAUUUCUUGGAUGUCACAAGCAAUACUGAAUACAACCUAACAUCAACUCUAGAUUAUGCAACUUCAAGUGCACUGUUGCAAGAUUCUCCUUACAGAGUUUACAGGAAAACCGACAAUUCCAGAACAUCUCUCCUUUCUCAAGCUUCAUGUUCAUCACACUCCACGCCGCCGCUGCCUCGACCAGGAUGGUGUCGAUCUCAUGGAGGACGUCCACCUAAGUCCCAAGAACACCCACGCCCAAGCCCUUCUAGAUUUGAGAUCGAGCGAAGCUAAGCUUUUCAUCAAGAUGGCGCUUUUUCGACUUGUGGUGUGGCAUGUCAUGAUGGCCUCAAAUCAUCAGUGUUACAGGUGGCCACCACAAGCGAGGGGUCUGCUUCAACUUCUUGACAGAGACAGAUCGGAGGCUUUCUUGACAAUGGAAAGUUUUGUUGGUAGUAGUAUUAGCUUUAUAGGGGGACAUGUCAUUAGGGUUGAUCUUGUGCUUUUGAGGCCUUGCUUACAGGCACGGUACUACUGAAAUAGUUAGCAAAAGAUGGCAAUACUGAUGUAAUCCAGAAUGUAGCAGUACAUAUCAACUGCCGUCUUAGUUUCAGUUCAUGAAGUGAAUAAUGCAUACCAAACUAUGUCCCAGUUCAAAGCAUCCAGAACAGUGAAGUAUUAUGUCUGUCGCGUUUUCUCAUUCUGAUAAUUCAUAUCAACUGCUUGUGAUGCUUUGCCAUUAUGGAAUUGAGUAUGCUGUGAGUUCAGAUCA
Molecule: messenger RNA, 2651 nt
Organism: Zea mays
Lineage: Eukaryota; Viridiplantae; Streptophyta; Magnoliopsida; Poales; Poaceae
Exons: 6
Coding region: 1956-2417 (153 amino acids)
Source: RefSeq, a predicted model, not a curated record